GUGGGGCAAAAGUUCCUUCACAUAGUGGCCGACCAGGUAUCCCUAAGUUCAGGGAUGAAAUGGCCCUGAUUCCUUCAGUUUGAGUGUUACUAUUUCCAUUACUUGGCGAAAAAGCAGUUGAGAAGGGUUUCUUUCAGUUUGGAGCAAGAAGUAAAAAUAGAUUUCGGCUGUUUGAAGGAAGAAGUGGAAUCGGUUCCCUUUAGUUGUGGGAAGAAGAAGGACGAGUGCCCUUUCUCUAAAAAAGAAUGGGAUGAGUCAGUUUGAGGAGGCAGGUAGCACAUCUUCCUCUCAGUUUGGAGGAAGAACUGGGAUGGGUGUCCCUCAGCUUGAAAACUGGAGUCAACCUUCCUCUGGAGCGAGAUGAGCCGAAUUACCUAAAGUUGGGUAGAUCCCUCUGAGUUUAAAGGGAAUUCCAUAGGUUCCUUUGGUUUCAUGGAAAAGAUGAGUGGAGUUCUCUCUAGUUUAGGGAAAAGGGACGGCCGGCCGAUAUCUCUCCAUCUGGGAGAUAAGAGAAACAGCUUCCUUCUCAGCCUGGAGUGAGUUGGGCCUAGUCCGGGGCUUAGGGUGACCGGGGACGUUGGGGACUGAGUAGUCCAUCACCGCUUUGUGGAAGCGCCCUGUGCGCGUGCGCAGCUCUGGUCCGGGCGGGGGCCUUAAGUGGGUCUCAGGUUUGGGGGAGCAGCGCGGAAGGCAGCAGUGCACUGCCCCCUGCGGUCUGCACAGGGCGGUGGCUUAGUGAGCGGCCUGGGCACUUGGGGCUGGCUGCUUGCGGCCGGGCGGCAGUCGCCACGGAACCGCGUCCCUCCUUCCUGGCCCAGUUCCCCGGGACCCUCCGCCCCUCCAGCAACAGCUGUCUCUGGAGGACGGUGGUCGCUCACCGCUCCAAAUCCCGGUGAUGGGAGGUUUCGGGGAGGCGGACUCGGAGGAGUAGAUUUUGGGACUGAGGGAAGGGCUGAUUUGGGUAAUUUCCGGAGCUGGGAUUAGUCUAGAGGGGAUGGAGGAGAGGAUUCCGACUGUGGUCGUCCGGAGCAGAGUCUCCGAGUCCAGAUCUGGCCCGAGGUAUCGGAACCGGGAUUGGGGGGAGCGGGCCCCACGUGCCUGUGACGCGGGGGCGCCCGGUAGGCGGCGGCGGCGGUGGCGACGCGGGGCCGGCGGCCGUUUGGUGCCGGGAGGGCGGCGAGGUAAGCUGCAGGAUGCUGCGCGCUGCACUGGCCCUGCUCGGGCUGCCCCUGGCGGGGGCAGGGGCGGCCGAAGAGCCCACCCAGGAGCCGGAGUCGCGGGGCGAACCUCCCCCAGGCUUGGCGCUCUUCCGCUGGCAAUGGCACGAGGUGGAGGCGCCUUACCUGGUGGCCCUGUGGAUUCUGGUGGCCAGCUUGGCCAAAAUCGUGUUUCACCUGUCUCGGAAGGUAACAUCUCUGGUUCCUGAGAGCUGCCUGCUGAUUUUGCUGGGCCUGGUACUAGGGGGCAUUGUCUUGGCUGUGGCCAAGAAGGCUGAGUACCAGUUGGAGCCGGGUACCUUCUUCCUCUUCCUGCUGCCUCCUAUUGUGCUGGACUCAGGCUAUUUCAUGCCUAGUCGGCUGUUCUUUGACAACUUGGGUGCCAUCCUCACCUAUGCUGUGGUGGGCACACUCUGGAAUGCCUUCACAACAGGCGCUGCUCUCUGGGGCCUGCAGCAGGCUGGACUUGUGGCCCCCAGAGUGCAGGCUGGCCUGCUGGACUUCCUGCUGUUUGGGAGCCUCAUCUCAGCAGUGGACCCUGUGGCUGUACUGGCUGUCUUUGAGGAGGUGCACGUCAAUGAGACUCUCUUUAUCAUCGUUUUUGGGGAGUCCCUGCUCAAUGAUGCAGUCACUGUGGUGCUGUACAAGGUCUGCAACUCUUUUGUGGAGAUGGGCUCUGCCAAAGUGCAGGCCACUGACUACCUGAAGGGAGUCGCCUCCCUGUUUGUGGUCAGUCUGGGCGGGGCAGCCGUGGGCUUAGUCUUUGCCUUCCUCCUGGCCCUGACCACACGCUUCACCAAGCGGGUCCGCAUCAUCGAGCCGCUGCUGGUCUUCCUCCUCGCCUAUGCAGCCUACCUCACUGCUGAAAUGGCCUCACUCUCUGCCAUUCUUGCGGUGACCAUGUGUGGCCUGGGCUGUAAGAAGUAUGUGGAGGCCAACAUCUCCCAUAAAUCACGCACAGCUGUCAAAUAUACAAUGAAGACUCUAGCCAGUUGUGCUGAGACUGUCAUCUUCAUGCUGCUUGGCAUCUCAGCUGUGGACUCUUCUAAGUGGGCCUGGGACUCUGGGCUGGUGCUGGGCACCCUCUUCUUCAUCCUGUUCUUCCGAGCCCUCGGAGUAGUCCUGCAGACGUGGAUGCUGAAUCAGUUCCGGUUGGUCCCUUUGGACAAGAUUGACCAGGUGGUGAUGUCCUAUGGGGGCCUGCGGGGGGCUGUGGCCUUUGCUCUCGUCAUCCUGCUGGAUAAGACCAAGGUCCCUGCCAAGGACUACUUUGUGGCCACCACUAUUGUGGUGGUCUUCUUCACAGUCAUUGUGCAGGGCUUGACCAUCAAACCACUGGUCAAGUGGCUGAAGGUGAAGAGGAGUGAACAUCACAAACCCACCUUGAACCAGGAGCUGCAUGAGCACACUUUUGACCACAUUCUGGCUGCAGUGGAGGACGUUGUGGGGCACCAUGGCUACCACUACUGGAGGGACAGGUGGGAGCAGUUUGACAAGAAGUACCUGAGUCAGUUGCUGAUGCGGCGGUCAGCCUACCGCAUCCGGGACCAGAUCUGGGAUGUAUACUACAGACUCAAUAUCCGGGAUGCCAUCAGCUUCGUGGACCAGGGAGGCCAUGUCUUGUCCUCCACAGGCCUCACUCUGCCCUCUAUGCCCAGUCGCAAUUCUGUGGCAGAGACCUCUGUCACCAACCUGCUGAGGGAGAGUGGCAGUGGAGCGUGUCUGGAUCUGCAGGUGAUUGACACAGUACGCAGCGGCCGGGACCGUGAGGAUGCUGUGAUGCAUCAUCUGCUCUGUGGAGGCCUCUACAAGCCACGCCGCAGGUACAAAGCCAGCUGCAGCCGCCACUUCAUCUCUGAGGAUGCGCAGGAACGGCAGGACAAGGAGAUCUUCCAGCAGAACAUGAAGCGGCGCCUGGAGUCCUUUAAGUCCACCAAGCACAACAUCUGCUUCACCAAGAACAAGCCACGAACCCGCAAAGCCGGCCGCAAGAAGAAGGAUGGUGUGGCUAAUGCUGAGGCUACAAAUGGGAAACCUCCUCGAGACCUGGGCUUUCAGGAUACAGCUGCUGUGAUACUAACUGUGGAGUCUGAGGAGGAAGAUGAGAGCGACAGUUCAGAGACAGAGAAGGAGGACGACGAGGGGAUCAUCUUUGUGGCUCGGGCCACCAGUGAGGUUCUCCAAGAGGGCAAGUUCUCAGGAAGCCUUGAGAUAUGCCCUAGCCCACGCAUCAUUCCUCCCUCUCCAACCUGUGCAGAGAAGGAACUACCCUGGAAGAGUGGGCAAGGGGACCUGGCAGUGUAUGUGUCUUCAGAGACCACCAAGAUUGUUCCUGUGGACAUGCAGACAGGCUGGAACCAGAGCAUGUCAUCCCUGGAGAGCCUGGCAUCCCCUCCUUGUACCCAGGCCCCCACUCUAACCCGCCUGCCCCCACACCCACUGGGUACUGAAGAGUCCCAGGCACCUCUUGAGCUAUCCUCUGAUCCCCGUCCUAGCUUUGCCUUUCCCCCAAGCCUGGCCAAGGCUGGCCGAUCUCGAAGUGAGAGCAGUGCUGAUAUCUCCCAGCAGCAGGAGCUGCAGCCCCUCAUGGGCCAUAAAGGCCACACCCAUCUUAGCCCUGGCACUGCUAAUUCCCACUGGUGCAUUCAAUUCAACAGAGGAGGGCGGCUGUAGCCCAGCAUCUGGGGAAGAGUAGGUGACAGAACCCUUGUGGGAAGUAUUCCCUGAGCAAUGGGCAGAGGAGCUCACUCAGUCUGACAUGGGGCCAGAAGGGUCUGGACUGAAGCAGAACUAGGUUUCCUUGGGGAUGGUCAAAAGGGUCUCUUGGGCUGGUCCUCACAGAGACUCUUCUCAUCCCUGCUCCUAACCCCUUCCAUUUCCAUUUCAGUAAUGGCUCAGGACCCAGUCCAAAGUUCUAGGGGCUGGGCCCAGAGAUUUGGGUAGCUGACGUCCCUUCCCUAGGGAGUCUUCCUAGGCUCACUGUAGACAGCUAGCUGUUCCUGCCCCUAAAAUAAGGACAUCAUUCCUUCCCUACCCUUUACCCUGUCCCUCCCUAGUACUAGGUCAGGGACAGUGCCCUAACAGUGAGGCUCAGCAAGAGGCUGGUCCUCAGAGGCACUGGAGUGGGAGAGGGAGCGGGCCUCACCCUUGGUCUCUGGUGUCCUAUUGGGUCAGUUGGUUUUUUUGUUUUGUUGGGGUAGUGGGCAUCUUUGUCUCUACUCCUUGCUUUAGCCCUUUCCCUUUGCUGCAAGGUUUUGGGGUAAUGGUUCUUCCUUUUCCAGGACCAGGGCCCUGGGCCAGGCUUCAGUUAAAACUGCUUCUUAGCCAGAGUCCCUCUGGGGAUCUGAUACUAUGGGCCCAAAUCUGGGACUCUCUGAUGCUUGAAUCUGGGUUUUCUGAGGAGGGGACACAGUAGCCUCUGGGCUCCCAUGUCACCAUCUCAAUAUUCUUCAGAGAAGGAACCAGGUAUCCCAGGGCUACUGCUCCAUUGCUCCAGGGGCUGAGAUGCCUAGCUAGAGUGAGAGCAGGGGCUGAGUGACAAGUGGCUUUCCUGGGGUUAGCCCCUGCCUUGUGUUUUGUACCUUAGACCCAAGAUAUAUUAAAAAUCUCUCAGAUGGA
Messenger RNA from Ictidomys tridecemlineatus (thirteen-lined ground squirrel), 4835 nucleotides. RefSeq names its product solute carrier family 9 member A5 (gene Slc9a5). Lineage: Eukaryota; Metazoa; Chordata; Mammalia; Rodentia; Sciuridae. Gene Ontology annotation, cellular component: plasma membrane. The record is from RefSeq and is a predicted model, not a curated record. Gene Ontology annotation, biological process: sodium ion import across plasma membrane; regulation of intracellular pH; proton transmembrane transport. Gene Ontology annotation, molecular function: sodium:proton antiporter activity; potassium:proton antiporter activity.